Messenger RNA from Nymphalis io (European peacock), 1897 nucleotides. Its product is annotated as lipase 1-like. The coding region runs from base 1 to 1254 and encodes 417 amino acids. NCBI's taxonomy places the organism in Eukaryota, Metazoa, Arthropoda, Insecta, Lepidoptera, Nymphalidae. Gene Ontology annotation, biological process: lipid metabolic process. Gene Ontology annotation, molecular function: hydrolase activity, acting on ester bonds. The transcript has a single exon. The record is from RefSeq and is a predicted model, not a curated record.
AUGCCGUCCAAAGUUAACGUCACGUUCAAAGUAUUGCUGGUGUCUGUGACUAUUAUUCUUGGUAAUAUAUUGAAAUUACGAUUUAUAUCCAUCGAUAAUGAAAUAAAAAGAUCGCUCGGAUAUCCAAGGGAUUCGUUGUUAAACUUUACGGAGUUGAGUGACUCUUAUGGAUACACGUCUGAAGAACACACUGUGCUAACUGAGGAUGGAUAUAUUCUAACAAUAUUCAGAAUCAAUGGAAGGAAUUGUGGUCACAAAUUGAAAAGACCUCCAGUUUUAUUAAUGCACGGUCUUCUACAAAGCUCAGACGCCUGGUUAGACGCUGGACCCAAAGCUGGAUUAGCGUAUUUAAUAUCGGACGAGUGUUACGAUUUAUGGGUCGGAAACCAACGUGGUAAUUAUUAUUCCAGGCAGCAUAAUCACUUGGACCCUGAUAAAGAUCCUGAAUUUUGGCAGUUCUCUGUGGAUGAAAUUGGUUUUUAUGAUAUACCAGCUACAAUCGAAUAUGUUUUGAAAUACACGAGAGAAGAUAAAUUGAAUUACAUUGGAUAUUCACAAGGUGCUGGUACGUUUUUCAUCAUGUGUUCAGAGAGGCCAGGUUAUUGUGAUAAAGCGAACGUUUUUAUUGGCUUAGCACCAGCAGCCAGGCAGACUAACACAAAAUCCGUACUAUAUAAAAUGUUAUUAGAGGGAGUAAGACAUUUAGAAUGGGCGCUAACUAACACAGGUUUAUACGAGCUUUUUGCAAAAGGCUCUAUAAGUCAAGAAUUCCUCGCCUUCUUAUGUAAAUUCAAUGCAACAUCUGAAGCUAUUUGUGGAACCGGUGAGUCCCUAGUGGACUCCUUCCAUCCAGGAUCUAUAACUAAUCAAACUCUAAGGGUAUUAUUUGGACACUUCCCUGCUGGUACUUCUAUGCAUAACAUCGUAAGAUACAGUCAGAGUAUAAGGACUUCCUCUUUCCAAAAGUUCGAUUACGGUAGCGCGCGAAAUUUACAAAUUUAUGGGAAAAAGCAACCACCUAAUUACAAUCUAAGUGCUGUGACUGUUCCCUCGGUUGUUUUGUACGGUAAUAACGAUAAUUUAGUUGAUCCAAAAGAUAUUAUGUGGUUGAUUAAACAGUUGCCGAAUGUUUUAGAAAUCAAAAAAGUUUCGGAUCCGCUUUGGAAUCACUUCGACCAUUCAUACAGUCAGUUUACAAAACAAUUAAUAUUUCCAACUAUAAAUAAAUAUUUACUAAAAUACAGUCAAAAGUAAAAUAUAAUAUAAAUAGUGUGAAAUGUAAAUAAUUGUGAAACUUACAUGAAAUGUUUUUUAUAAAGUGAAUUGAGUUCCAGGAUUUUCCUGAUAUUAAAAACUAAGGCAAUUCUGUGUGAAGUGUUAAAUAAAAGAGGUAUUCUUAUAUUAUUGCAAGAUAUAUAACGUAUAUGUCAUACUUAGUCAAAAGCUUGGCUAACUCUUGGAUAUAUGUACAUACAUUUAUAUUUUGAUACACACCAAAUAGAGAUAAAUGGAUAUUAUUAUUAUUUAAUUAGAAUUAAUUCCAACAAUGAUGAAGAAAAGAGAUUAUUGAGAUAAUGUAAAGGCUUGUUGCUUAAUUUUACAAUGUGGAUUUCGGAAGAAACCAAAGCUGGGUGCAUUUGGGAGAUAUUUAAGAUUAAUGGAAGGAAAUGGCCUACUUCUGAACAAACGCCUUAUUAUUCUUCAGAAGAGUUUUUCAGUAUACUAGGUGCAGGGUAUGUGAUGACAAAUUAUUGACCAUGAUCGUCUACAGAUUAUAUUGGACUGUGGGACGUUGGACCCAAUGUAUAGGCAUAUUUGAUAUCAAACUUAUGUAUAUACUUACAACAUGUAGCUUAUGAUAUAAAUGUAUUUAAUUUUUUGUCAUGUUUAUAAAAAA